GAAUAAGGAAUACAAAGAUUGAGUCGCAAUAGAUUUUAGGUCUGCAUUCGGCCCAAAGGGCUACGGAUAUAUAUAUAUAUAUAUAUAUAUUAACCAUCAAAGCGACGUCGUACGGACUCUUGUUGGUGAUUUCGUUGCUGCUUGGUGAUUUCGUUGCUGGUAAUUCGGGCUUGGUUCAAACCUGGCACUGUAGAUGAGAUGGGAAGAUGAAAAAUGGCAUGCUACCCAAAAUCAGAACCCCCAUUUUCUCUUCCAACUACUGCUCCAAGCCAUGUUUUCCCCACAAUUAUUUCAUCCCGCCAGCAGAGACCGACUACCUCUUCCACCCGCCAACUGCCUCGUCUCUCUCCUCUUCUCUGCAACACUACAUCAACUCAGACCACCCGUCCCAUGGCCGGAAGAUCCACUCCCACAUUCUCAAAAUUGGGUUCAAGCCCAACACCAACAUCACCAUCAAACUAGUCAUACUUCACCUUAAAGCUAGUUGUUUGGCGGGUGCACGAAAGGUGUUUGAUGAAAUGAAGCAACCAACGCUAUCUGCUUACAAUUACAUGAUUUCUGGAUAUAUAAAAAGCGGGCAGGUCUUUGAGUCGCUGGAUUUGGUUAGGAGAUUGAUUUUUUCAAAUGAAAGGCCUGAUGGUUUCACGUUUUCGAUGAUUUUGAAAGCUUCUACUUGUGACAGUGUUUUGUCAGUGGGGAGGGGUUUGGGGAAGCAGGUUCAUGCCCAAGUGGUGAAAUCUGAUGUGGAAGCUGAUGAGGUUCUUUGUACGGUGCUUGUUGAUUCGUAUGUUAAGAGCGGGAGAGUAGAUUAUGCAAGGAGAGUUUUUGAUCUGAUGCUGGAAAAGAAUGUCAUUUGUUCAACCUCGAUGAUUUCGGGGUACAUGAAUGAAGGUUUUAUGGAAGAUGCGGAGUAUAUAUUCAAGAGAACGCGAGAAAAGGAUGUUGUAGUUUAUAAUGCGAUGAUUGAAGGUUAUAGCAAAUCAUUAGACACGGCUAAGAAGGCGCUUGAGCUUUAUAUUGAGAUGCUUCGGCUGGAUUUUAGGCCUACGGUAUCCACUUUUGCAAGCAUUAUUGGGGCCUGCUCUAUACUGUCAACUCUGGAAGUUGCCCAACAAGUCCAGGCUCAACUUAUGAAGACUGAAUUCUUCACCAACAUAAAAAUAGGAAGUGCUCUUAUAGACAUGUACUCAAAAUGUGGAAGAAUUGAGGAUGCAAGACGAGUUUUUGACCUCAUGCCUGAAAGGAAUGUAUUUUCAUGGACUUCUAUUAUUGAUGGAUAUGGCAAGAACGGAAAUCCAGAUGAAGCACUUGAGCUCUUUGGAAGAAUGCAAAAAGAGCGACAUGCUGAACCCAAUUAUGUUACAUUCCUUAGCGCUCUGUCUGCUUGUGGGCAUGCUGGUUUAGUCGCCAAAGGCCAAGAGAUCUUUGAUAGCAUGGAGAAAGAUUACUUGAUGAAACCAAGGAUGGAACAUUACGCUUGCAUGGUUGAUCUCUUAGGGCGCGCUGGAAGUUUGAAUCAGGCAUGGGAGCUUGUCAUGGAAAUGCCUGAGAAACCUAAUUCUGAUGUCUGGGCUGCUUUACUUAGUGCCUGUCGACUGCAUGGUGAUGUAGAAAUGGCAAACAUAGCUGCCAACGAGCUUUUCAAGUUGAGUAAUGAUGGCCGUCCGGGGGCAUAUAUUGCACUGUCCAAUACUUUUGCAGCUGCCGGGAAAUGGGAUCGUGUAACUGAACUAAGGGAAUUGAUGAAGGUCAGGGGCAUAGCCAAAGACACUGGCUUCAGUUGGGUUGGAACUGAUGAUGGUUUAAAAGCUUUCCAUGUUGGACAGAAGAUGUGAGCAGACAUCAUAGGCAACAAUGUGGUAAAGUAUCUCCCAAUGUUGUAGUGCAAUCUCGUUCUUGAGAUUAAUUGAUCGGCAUAACGUUUCUCCCGGAUUUACUUUGUUGGACGCAUAUCUUUCUCAAUCAUUGUCCAGAAGUUGUGAACAUAGUUAAUCUUUUCACUUUAUAGAUAUUUGAUGAUUAAAUAACAACAUGCCAACACUUAGUCUUACUACAUGAAUUCUAGCUCAUCAAUUAUUUUCUUC
Molecule: messenger RNA, 2084 nt
Organism: Diospyros lotus (date-plum)
Lineage: Eukaryota; Viridiplantae; Streptophyta; Magnoliopsida; Ericales; Ebenaceae
Product: pentatricopeptide repeat-containing protein At1g28690, mitochondrial
Exons: 1
Coding region: 207-1835 (542 amino acids)
Biological process (GO): RNA modification
Molecular function (GO): protein binding; RNA binding
Source: RefSeq, a predicted model, not a curated record